CGGGUAUAGCCGAGCGCGCGGCGCGGCGGACCGACUGAACAACACGCCGCGCGCCAUGGCACACCUCGGCACGGCCUCAGGCUCGCUCUUCAGCGGCGACGGCCGCAAGAUCCGCGUGCGCACCAACCACGGCCUGCUGCACGUCUGCGGCGACCGCACGCGGCUCAAGGUCGAGGUCAACCUGGGCACCAUCGUGUACACGGGCCGCCGCGGCCGCGUCGAGGUGGCCCGCAACCUGGGCUGCGUGCGCUACCUGGGCGACGGCGGAGUCGUGCAGGUGGGGCGGGCGUCUGCCGGCGCCGUGGUGUACUCGGGCAGCGGGGGCUCCGUGCUGUGUCCCGGGGAGCUGCCCCCCGGCCUGCCCGCCUGGUGCGGCCUGCUGACCCGCGCCUCGGGGCCUGAGCCCUGAGCCCUGAGCCCUCUGCCUGACGUGAGCCUCUAGUGCGUCGUCGUGCUGUCAGCGAGGACUCUUCAGGAGCUUCUGCACGUGGCUCUCUCCGAGUGCUCGUGUAGCCGUCCAGCCUCCAGCCUCCAGCCUCCAGCCUCCAGCCUCCAGCCUCCAGCCGCAACUCGUUUGUUCUUCGGGGCCUGACUUAUAAAUACUGCCCGCCGUCUUCGUAGCAGUGGUCGACGCAACUUCUGCCUGUAAAACGGCAGCGCGCUCAUCUUAUUUUAUUUAUAAAAUAAAUUAUUAUAUUCAUUGCACAAUCUUGUCUAAUGCACCAUUCUUGCCCUCGGAAGCGUAUUUGUGAUCGACAUAUACCACUCUUACAUAUGGGGCUGUGCAUAGUGACUAGUGUAGCCUACCGUUAUUUACUUUAUCUGUGUCUAAGUCAAACUACAAUUUUCACUUUAGUUUACUAAACUAAAUGAACAUUGAUUUUAUGCAAGUUUCGUUUUUUAAUACCUUUCAGAUAAGCAAUUUUCUUAAAACUUUAUGUUUUAAUAAAUAUGAACAGUAGUAAAAUUUGCAUUAUUCAGCUAUAGCCAUUGCAGGAUAAACUAUUUGUAAACAGGCUUACUAGUGUGAAUGUAUUCACAGCAAUGACUGAAUUAUAUUAUUUUUAACUAAUGUAUGCUAUUAUUUAAAACACAUGCAACAAUGCCAACGUAAAUGUAUUUAUCCAAUCAAAAAUUAUAAGUCCUUAUUUAUUGUUAUUUAAUAUUUAAUGACCGUGACUUAUAAGAAACCAUGUAUGAAAUAAAAUAUAUGUUAUUAAAUCAAUGAAUAUUUUUAU
Molecule: messenger RNA, 1238 nt
Organism: Bacillus rossius redtenbacheri
Lineage: Eukaryota; Metazoa; Arthropoda; Insecta; Phasmatodea; Bacillidae
Gene: pirk
Exons: 1
Coding region: 56-409 (117 amino acids)
Source: RefSeq, a predicted model, not a curated record